AUGGCGACCAAGACCGUAUUGUCCUUUGAAGGUGAGCGUGAGCUUGUGAGUGAGACACGUGCAUAUGAACUCGUACGGACAUAUUCAGAUGAGGAAGUACAGCAAGAGUCAUCCGUGUUUACGCAUAUUACACUGCGUAAUAAGAGCUACACCCUCGAGGCCGCACGUGUGAUUGCUGCCUUUUUCUCACGUCUUGAGGCUCGUGGUGCUUUUGAACAGCUUAUUAGCGUGGAUUUUGCCGAUAUAAUUGCUGGAAGGCCCGAAGAAGAGGCACUGCAAGUUUUGACUACACUCUGUGAUGCGCUGAGUGCUAUCAAGAUACUCAGACGUAUCGAUUUAAGUGAUAACGCACUGGGAGAAAAGGGUGUGCGCGCUUGUUUUGGACUGUUACAGCACCAGGAACAGCUUGAGCAUAUAUACUUUUGCAACAACGGUAUCUCUGCCGCAGCUGCAGGUGUCAUUGCUGAGGAGGUUUUGCUCUUCCGUGGUUUGGACACACCAACAAAACUUGAGACCUUUCACUUUUACAACAAUAUGAGUGGAGAUGGUGGUGCUAUUGAAUUGGCCAAGCUACUUCCAGUGUCACCGAGGCUAAAAGACUUGAGAUUUUCAGCAACGCGGGCCCAGAGGGAGGGAAGUCUGGCGUUUGCCACGGCAUUAACGUCACUGAAAAAGCUGGAGAAGCUGGAUUUGAGUGACAAUACGUUCAAGGCGCAGGGUGCUAAGGCUAUCGCUGCAGCAGUGGAGGGCAUGCCAAAUUUGGUAGAGAUCAACUUUCGUGACGCUGCUCUUGAGGAUGAUGGCAUGAUGGCCAUUGCGGAUGCAUUACGGAAAAGUGGCGCAGCGAAGAUAAUGACAGCGUUGGAUAUUUCCGGUAACGAUCUGACUGCUGAUAGUAUGCCAGUCUUGGGACAGAUGCUGCGUGUGAGUGGUGCUCUGCGUGUAUUGCAAAUGGAAGAGAACGAGAUUAGAUCAAAGGGUGCCAAGAUUAUUGCCAAGGCCCUGAAGGUGGGAUCACCGGUGCUAGAGCAGGUUGUGGCUAACUCAAACGAGAUUGGUGCCUCUGGUGCACUUGCACUUGUCAUGUCUGUUGUUGACAAAAAAGCUUUUGCAAAGCUCCACAUGGAUGGAAACGAGAUUUCUGCCGAAGGUGUGGUUAGAAUCGAGUUGCUACUUGAGAGUAAGGACAAGGGGGAUAUAUUGGGGUCACUGGAGGACAACGACGGAGAUGAAGAUACAAGUUUGCUUGACGAGAUUGAUAAUGAUGAGGAAGAUGACAAGGAGUAG
Peronospora belbahrii is the source of this 1287-nucleotide messenger RNA. NCBI's taxonomy places the organism in Eukaryota, Oomycota, Peronosporomycetes, Peronosporales, Peronosporaceae. The record is from the annotation of a GenBank genome assembly.